Molecule: messenger RNA, 1554 nt
Organism: Closterium sp. NIES-65
Lineage: Eukaryota; Viridiplantae; Streptophyta; Zygnematophyceae; Desmidiales; Closteriaceae
Source: the annotation of a GenBank genome assembly
AUGUACAUCACCCUCUACUACAUAGUUACUCGGCUCCCUGACUCUCUUCCCGUAGUCCGGGACCACUUCCUCUCAAUUUGCCCCACCAUUCUCACCGUUGACCUCCUCGAGAAGGCCCUCCUAGAAACAGAGAAGAGCAUAGUCGCUGUAGGAGCCUCCCAUGGUAACCCUCGCACCCCCAUCUUUGAGGGGUGUCCCCCCUCCCCCCUUUUGCCCUCUGUUGCCUCUACUGCUGCGGCCGACCUCGUUGGGCUUGAGUCGGUCGGUGCGGCGUCUACCCCUAGCAGGAGACGCCGCAGCGGCAAGGGCAAGGGGGACAGGGGCGCUGGAGGGGCUAGCGGGGGCGGUGGAGGCGGCGGUGGAGGCAGCGGCGGGAGUGGGGGUGGCGAUGGGAGUGGUGGCGGGAGUGGAGGUGUCGGUGGCAGCAGUGGAGGCGGAGGCGGCGGCGGCGGUGGCGGUGGGAGCGGAGGUGGCGCAGGUGGCGGCGGUGGAAGAGGCGGUGGUGGAGGAGAUGGAGCUGGUCGGGGUGUCGCUGCGCAGAGGGUCGGCUCCGGUGGUGGUCCGCGCCAGCAGCAGCAGCAGCGCACUCGUGACAUCCCCCCCCCUCAGCAGCUCCGUGAGUGGUACGCUGCACGUCAGCGGGGUGGGGGUACUGGUCCGUGCACCUAUGUCCUAGGCACCGGCGACCGCGCGGGUGAGCAUUGUGGUGGUGCGCACCCCACCCAGUGCUGCUUUGGCCGCCUGACGGAUGCUUGGCGUCACCAGUUCCCGGAGGCCACUGAGAUCCCCCGCUGGGGUGAGCUGUCUAGGGCGGGAGUAGCUAUCUUUGGCCUUGACUUUGAUGCUAUUCUUGCUGCCAUGUAUGCUGUGACUAUUAGUGAUGAGGGUGACUGUUACCGGUGUUUCCCGCCCAACCCGGGCAUUGAGACUGCUGCUCUAGGUACUGGUGAGGCUGCUGCUCUAGGUGCUAGCGAGGCUGCUGCUCUAGGUGCCAGUGCGUCUGCUUCCUCAGGUGCUGGUGAGUCUGCGCUCUCAGGUACCGCGUCGGCUUCGGCCUCCCUCACCUUCACCCUUGACUCGGGGGCGUAUCGCUCCUUCUUUCGAGACCGCACCACACUCACACCACUUGGUCGGCCAGUUGCAGUCUCUCUGGCAGACCCCUCUAGGGGUCCUGUCCUUGCUCACUUCUCCACUGUCCUCCCGGGUGCGGCGCCUCCCUCUGGCACCUUGUCUGGUCUCUACCUCCCCUUGUUCUCUACGAACUUGGUGAGUGGUGCUGACCUACAGGAUGGGGGAGUUCACCAGUUCACUCCUGCGAGCCAGCGGGUGACCCACUGCACGGACGCUCGGACGGGCCGACACUUGGCCACGUUUAGACGUCGGCCGGGGUCGAGCCUGUGUUUGCUGCAGCGUCCAGGUCUGGUCCUGAGUCUGCCCCCUGCUCAUGUCGCCUCCUGUCUCACGAGACUCUCCUAUGGCACCACCGCCUUGGUCACCCCUCUCUUCUUCGUCUCCGAGGCAUGGCCUCCCGUGUCAUUGGCUCUGAUACCAUGA